UGCGCACUCCCCACAAGACAGCUCACGUUGAUGGGGAAUGCAGCGAGCGAGAUCGGAUUCAGCGGGCCUGCGUCGAUCUUCGACGCUGCUCAGACGUCUGCCUUGGACAAGAUCGUUAGUGAUCAGCCGUACAUGAUGAGCGACAACGUGUGGGCCACGUUCUUCACGCUGCAUCAGCCGCUGCUGGACCUGCCACCGUCUGCAUUGCAGUCCUUCUUCCUACCUUACGCACACAACUUUGCUCGCAACACACUCCGAAGUGGUAACUUUCGCAUGCUCAUUCGCCAUGUUACGCGAAGUCUGCGGUACAUGUCCCCGUCUCGGCAUCUCUCGGACACGAUCGCGACGACCACAACCGUGCUGGCGACGGAAUCGUAUAUCGUGAUCAACGUCCUGUUUGUCGUACGGCACUUGCUCAAGCACUUCAUCGAGUUCAACUGCGACGUCGUCCAGCUCUUUGCGUCGGAAGGCGCGUCGUCCGCGACCACCGCGCUCGCCCCAUCCGACAACGACAUCGCGGUGGAAUUUCUUGAUGCGCUCGUUCACGUGCUCGUAGAUACAUCCAGCGAGGACACCCACGACCUCCAUCUAGAAGGCAUCAACUUUCUUCUGGUGCUAGCAUCCUCCACAGCAUACCCCACAAAACCAAUGUCGCCCAGGACCACGUUGCUGGAUGUGUUUAUGCACCACGCACAACGCAAAGGGCGGGGACGGUCGGUGCAGUGGGCCUCUGGCCUCGUCAAACGAUUGUUGCUCUCGUACGUGGAUCAGUUACCCGCUCCUCGCAUGGACUCGUCUGCCGCAGUCGCCGCCGUGUCCGCUCUGCCUCCAUCGGCCGCCGGGUGGAAUGUCGCCGACUUUUUCAGCGACACGCCCGUCUUUCCACUGGCAGAUCGCAGCGUGCUGUUGCUUUUGCUGCUCGUUCUUGGCGACUCCCGACGGUAUCGUUUUCGUAGCAAGCGGCGCCAGACCGUCCAUUCGCACCACCUGACUCGACCAAGUAGGCACAGCCAGCCCAAUCCAUUUCGAGAGGCGCUGGCCACGUUGGCCGAUCGCGACGAAUCCACCGCGCCCCACGGUAUUCCGUUCUCGCACGUCGCGGAAGUUGGUGGGAGGUGCGUUGGGUGCAUCGCAUCGGUGGUGCCGCUGACGCGCGAUCAAUGCAGGAAGAUGCGCACGGAAUUCCACGCCAUGUUGGUGUACCACAUCUUGCUUUGGAACCCGCCGUUCCGUGAUGCGCUGUGCCGGCCGGUGGACGUCGACCAUUUCGUGAGCGCCACUCGUUCGCUCUCUCGCGACGCAACUAACGCAGGGGUGCAGGUCAUGCCGCUGCUCGAAGCCAUCUACAUCUACACACUGGACCCGCCUCGGUUAUACGUGUACUUGGCCAUGCUCGUGCACUUGUCGGAGAACCCCCUUGUCGUGCAAACGCUCCAUCACACGCAGGCACGUUGUUGUCGUCAUCCUGUGCCUUCACCAACGGCGCUCUGCACCUAGGUGCAAGACCACGUCGCCUGGUUCACAGAGAGGUAUUUGUGCGACGUGUCUGGCGGAAGCGUCGUCGUUCUCGUGCUCUGCCGCGUCCUGAAAGCCAACUUGAGCGUUCUCCAUGACCCGGUCGUGCAAUCGAUGGCGCUCGGUCUCUUAUGGAACGUCAUGCAGUUCGCCAAGGCGCUGCACGCUUCGGCAACGCAAAGCUUGUUGAAGUUACUGGCGCACGCGACGAAGAAAGAGCGCCAGCUGCGCGCCAUCGAUACCGACGCCGCGUCGGCGUACUUGGCGACUGCGCGGGAUGUCGUGGUCUGCAUCGAGCUCUGCUGCCGCCCCCGCCUGCUGCCGUCGAACGCGCAGCUGAUAUAUUCGCUCUUGCACGCCAGCGACGUACUGGAUGCACUGGCCGUGCAUCCAAACGAAGCAUUUCGCGAUGACAUUGCACCUGUCCUGGGCACACUGGCGUACUUCAAAGCGAUUGUGGACCAGGCAGAGGACCAAGAAGACGAAGCGGUGGCGGACGGACGGGCAGUUCUCCAACAGCACUUGACCAUGGAGCAAGUGCUUGAGCACAUUCAAGGAGGGUGCAAGACGCUAGCCCAGGCGGUGAGGAAGCCAGAACUGGCGACGGAAUCCAGCCUGACGUGUUGUUGUUCGCAGACGGCGUCGCAGCAACCAGACGUGUACUAUCGAUACGAAGACGAGCGGUUUACGAUGGACGCCCGACAAAGCGACGGGUCAGAUUUCUUUCUCCAGCGAUUGUGGCGGGAAACCGUGCGCCACACGGCCGAUUUUGCAUGGAGCGUAGACAAGAUGGCGUCCACGGCCGAAUCAUAAGCCAUGCUCCCACGAGAGGCACAAGACGUGAUGCAGAGCAUGCACAUGGAACCCCCGUGAUAUCGUUG
Molecule: messenger RNA, 2396 nt
Organism: Aphanomyces invadans
Lineage: Eukaryota; Oomycota; Saprolegniomycetes; Saprolegniales; Verrucalvaceae
Exons: 6
Coding region: 31-1497 (488 amino acids)
Biological process (GO): Golgi organization
Cellular component (GO): Golgi apparatus
Source: RefSeq, a predicted model, not a curated record